ACGCCAGCGCCUAGUCCGGGAAGGCCUAGGAGUCCCAACGCACGUCCGCGAAACGCACGCCAGCACCUGUCCGCAGAUGCCAGCAACCAGCGCGUACGCCCAGCGCCUGACGCACCCCGCCUGCGAUCCGUGCACCUGCCAGCGACACGCGCAUCACGCCCAGCUGAUGAUGGAUCGUGUUGUUAUCUAUACGGCAAUUCUAGAAUGCUCCCUAAUUUUCCACAUGAUCAAAACUCUCGGCCGCCCCAAAUUCCCGCCGCCUCAUCUCGCGCGUCGCACGCGUGUGCGUGCGUCUCGCACUCCUCCGCGGACUGGGACUCUUGCGCGCCUGCCCCACACGCGCGCCCAUGCGUGCGCUCAGUCCCGCGCCCGGACUCCUCGCGCGCGUGCGUGCCGUUCUCGCCUAUGCCUCUCGCGCAUAGGCAUGCGCCCGCGUUGCUCAUACUCGCGCGCCCGCUGCGCGCCUCGUCCCUGCCGACUUUUCCUCGCGCGUCCGCUCCCGCUAAUCCUAGUCCUACAAGGCCUAGGCCGUUGCCCGCGUCCUCGCCAAUCGCGUGCCCAGCGCUCCCCGUAUACCCAUCUUUUGCUGCUCCGCACGUCCCGCCAAUCACCGUGGCCUGCUCGUCUACCGCGCACCCUCGUGCGCCCGCAGUGCCACGCGUACCGCCAACCAUGCGCCUACGUACUCCUUGCAAACCCUGCGUGCACGGAUUUUUUGCCCAUUUGUGCGCAUCAAGGGCCGAUGCGCACCUUUUGCAUUUUAGCUCCUUACUAGACUCGUCGGUCCCUAACUCCACUUCCGUAUCAUUCCCCUCCUCUUCAAGACCUUCCUUGUCCCCAAGGAUUAGAAAGUUCAGCUACCUAACUCGACCAUCCUCGUCAUCCUCAUCAGGUGACUCGCCUGGAUGCUCAGUCCUCAACUUGACCCUCUUACUUGAUCUCCCGAACUCCAUAAAAGCAAUAAAAUCAUAUUACUACCAAAUAACUAAUGCUUGGCUUGCACACCAAGCAAUUCUAGAAUGCUCCUUAAUUUUCCACAUGCUCAAAACUCUCAGCCUCCCCAAAUUCCCGCCGCCUCAUCUCGCGCGUCGCACGCGUUUGUGCGUCUCGCACUCCUCCGCGGACUGGGACUCUUGCGCGCCUGCCCCGCACGCGCGCCCAUGCGUGCGCUCAGUCCCGAGCCCGGACUCCUCGCGCGCGUGCGUGCCGUUCUCGCCUAUGCCUCUCGCGCAUAGGCGUGCGCCCGCGUUGCUCAUACUCGCGCGCCUGCUGCGCGCCUCGUCCCUGCCGACUUUUCCUCGCGCGUCCGCUCCCGCUAAUCCUAGGCCUACAAGGCCUAGGCCGUUGCCCGCAUCCUCGCCAAUCGCGUGCCCAGCGCUCUUCGCGUACCCAUCGUCCGCUUCUCCGCACGUGACGCCGAUCACCGUGGCCUGCUC
Striga hermonthica is the source of this 1436-nucleotide messenger RNA. Lineage: Eukaryota; Viridiplantae; Streptophyta; Magnoliopsida; Lamiales; Orobanchaceae. The record is from the annotation of a GenBank genome assembly.